This is a messenger RNA of Rubroshorea leprosula, 413 nucleotides long. Lineage: Eukaryota; Viridiplantae; Streptophyta; Magnoliopsida; Malvales; Dipterocarpaceae. The record is from the annotation of a GenBank genome assembly.
AAAAUAGAUUAAAGAUAACAAAGUAUUGGCUAUAUUUAUAACUCAAAAAUUGAAAAAAGAUUGUAUGGUUCAUCUCUCUUUCUCUCUCUCGUGGAUAUGCCAACUAAUAUUCUAGUGGUGAACAAAAAGACCUUGCUUAACUCCAACAUACUUCACCGUGGACGCAUGUGUAAACGUGGUGAUGACGAAAUGGAUGACGGAAUGGUUGAGCUCAUUGGUGGAAAACAACAGCCACAUUCCUCUUCGCAUGGCUCAGGCAAUUCCCAGUUGGUUAAUUGCAAAGCUUGCUUUCCUUCUCUUGUGGCCGCACCAGAAGGGGCAGCAGCUUCUUUGAGGGGGCCCCAGCACUCUACCUUGUUGAAUUCUGGAACGGUGGAAUGGAAGUAAACCCAAACCAGAGCUUCCAGUAACUU